Molecule: messenger RNA, 2452 nt
Organism: Amblyraja radiata (thorny skate)
Lineage: Eukaryota; Metazoa; Chordata; Chondrichthyes; Rajiformes; Rajidae
Product: endophilin-B2
Exons: 13
Coding region: 90-1295 (401 amino acids)
Biological process (GO): membrane organization
Cellular component (GO): membrane; cytoplasm
Molecular function (GO): protein binding
Source: RefSeq, a predicted model, not a curated record
UUUAAGAGGUGGUGCUAGUGUGAGCGGAUGGGCCGCUGGUCCCGGGGACACAGAGAGAGACAGAGGGAGGCAGAGGGAAGAGGAACGGGAUGGAUUUCAGCGUGAAGAAGCUGGCCUCGGGCGCCGGCGUCUUCUUCACCAGAGCCGUCCAGUUCACUGAGGAGAAGCUGGGUCAAGCAGAGAAAACUGAGCUGGAUGCACACUUUGAGAAUCUCCUGAGUCGUGCCGACAGCACCAAGAACUGGACAGAGAAGAUCCUCCGGCAGACUGAGGUCUUGUUGCAGCCCAAUCCAAGUGCACGAAUUGAAGAAUUUCUUUAUGAGAAACUCGAUCGCAAGAUUCCAUCGCGGAUCACCAAUGGGGAGCUGUUGGGCCAGUACAUGGUCGACGCGGCGAGUGAAUUUGGUCCUGGGACCUCUUAUGGCAGCACUCUGAUCAAGGUUGGGGAGGCACAGCGACGACUGGGAGCUGCGGACCGUGAUUUCAUUCAAUCUUCUAUGAUUAACUUCCUGACACCACUCCGUAACUUCCUGGAAGGUGACUGGAAGACCAUAUUGAGGGAGAGAAGGCUCUUGGAGAACAGACGAUUGGACCUGGAUGCCAGCAAGACCCGAUUAAAGAAGGCAAAGGCAGCCGAGGCCAAGGCAGCAUGUGAGGGAGAAGCGACACCAGAUUUUCAGGAGACCAGGCCUCGUAACUAUGUGCUGUCGGCCAGUGCAUCUGCGCUCUGGAGUGAGGAGGUGACGAAAGCAGAGCAAGAGUUGCGAGUGGCACAGACGGAGUUUGACCGGCAAGCUGAGGUGACCAGGUUACUGCUGGAGGGCAUCAGCAGCACUCACAUCAACCACCUGCGCUGUCUGCAUGAGUUUGUGGAGGCUCAGGCCACAUAUUACGCCCAGUGUUACCAGUAUACAGUCGACCUGCAGAAACUCCUGGGCAGCUCCGAUGGUGAAAUGUUCCCUGGUGCAUUUGUGGGCGAAACCAACACACAGGUUCCACCCAGUGGUGUUUCCCCCUCUGCUGCAACCAUCCCUGUGGUCCCAGCAGUGGUAGGGCCUUGCAACCCAUCAGCACCCUCGAUGACGUUCACUGAAGUGAGCCCCCCUUCCACUGGGACAAGGAAGGCUCGUGUUCUCUACGACUAUGAUGCAGCUGACUCCAGUGAGCUUGAGCUUCUCGCUGAUGAGCUCAUUACAGUGUAUAGUCUGCCGGGAAUGGAUUCUGAUUGGCUGAUGGGAGAAAAAGGCAACAAGAAAGGGAAGGUGCCUGUCACGUACCUGGAGCUGCUGAACUAACAUCCUGUCACCACCUCUGCCCAACGUGAAGGCUCAGCACGUGCACAAACUCCACACCGACAUUCACUCACUCACCAACCUCAUUUCAUUCAUUCCAAACUCUUUCUGGUGACUUCAGUUGUACCAGAAAGCUGCAAAAAGUGUGCAAAUAGUUGAUAAUGCCAUAUUUUAAAUUAUUUUGUUCCAAUUUAAAAUAUCACAAACCUGUAUUAAAAUGUCACUUUUGAACCACUUGCUUGGAAAAGCCCAAUUAUAAUUUAUAAUGAGACAAUGGACAUCUGUGGAAACGAGCAUUGAGCUUAAUGGUUGCAUGGUUUGCUCGUGGAUGCUUUUCUAGUGCACACACUGAAGAAUCCCUUAAUACAGGUUUGCCCUGUUUGCAGAACUCCAUUGAUGUAUCUGGCCAUAUCAUGUAACAACUCAUGCCAUCAAGAAGCAGUCAGGUAGAUUGUUUUUUUCCCCAGUAAAGAUGGGAGAAAAUAAAGUUGAGACUCCUGUGCAGGUUUACAACAAGCCUUCAAGCACUAAGUGUGUACACACCUGGAAGGUGAUUUACUUUUAAAGAAGAAUUUUACGUCCUGUGCAAGGGACUUUUUGCUUGUCAUUUAAAUCCAAGGGGUUGUUAUGUUUUGAAUUUUCUUAAGGGCUUGCAAGUGUACAGUGUCUCUACAUCGGAGGUAGUCCGAGAAAGUUAACUAUUUGUGUUUGGACGUGGGGAUGAGCAAGGAGUAACUACACUGAAUGAUACUCUUCAAUGGGUCAAACAUUUUCCAUUCACUCUCCUGAUCACAAGAAAUGUCAGAUGCAAUUAUAUUUAAAACUAAACACAGGAUUUAGAUUAAAUCAAUUUUACACUAUAAUUCUCUUUUUGUAAUUUAAUUUUUUAGGAUAAUUUCUGUUUCAAAAUGAUCUAAGUUAAUGGAAUUGAACCACUUAAGGGCAUUGGAAUUGUAGUUUUUGUCCUUUUCCUGUUGGGUAUAAAUGUUCACUCCUUGUGUAAAUGUAUAAUGCAAGGUCCUGGUCGCGUGUUCAUACCCUGGCUAGUAAUGUCUGCAUCAAUGUGUACCAACUCCUUCAAUCCGAUUUGGGUGUAUUUGCUGCCUGUUAAUGCUGUACUACACAUAGUGAAUGAACUUUAAUAAAGCAUUCCUCAACCA